AUGGGGUAUCCGCAAAAAUCUCAACCUUUCGCCUCCGCCGCUGAUCUCACCUCCAGCCAAGAUGAUCUCCAGGGAAAGUUACAGGAUAUGGAGAAAUCUCUGGGCAAUGUAAUAUUGAAAACCCAAAAGUUCGAAUUGCAAACAUCAAUAUUGGAGCCACUUCGCGCCAGUAGUGGUAUUCCCGUUCAAUCUGGCAGUCCCCGGCCUAUGAUGUCUUCUGCCGCCGCUGAACUCACCACUGCUCAAUACCGUGCCUUGACGAAGUUAUCGGAGGUGCUGUCCGCCCAGCUUUCUGCACAGCUGUCCGCCCAGCUUUCUGCACAGCUGUCCGCCCAGCUUUUUGCACAGCUAUCCGCCCAGCUAUCCGCCCAGCUCGAUUCGCAGAAAUCAAUAAUGGAGGAGUUUCGCCUAAUACGCGCCAGUAAUGCUAUCAACUUUCAAUCCGAAAGGAAGAAGACUCCAAAUUUCACUGUUCCCGACCGUGAGCCCUUUAAUCCUUACCCAACAGGAGGUUUUGUAUCUCUUUGUUACCAGUCAGUUCACAUGUGUUACGUAUUCUUGAAUUUGAAUUGGAUUAUACCAGCUCGGCCUUUAUCUAUUUUUAUGAGCUUUUCUAUGGUGGAGGAUGCAUCGACGGUAAAUCAGGGGGAAGAUAGAUCUGUAUAUUUAUUGGUGUCUUUUUAUGAUGGCCGAUACACUGAUUCAAUCUAUCAAGUUACAUUCAAACAUGGAGGAGUUACUCAUGAACCCCCAGUAGUUGAACUUGAGGAGGAGUUUUAUGACGGUUUUUACGUUCAGGGUGCUAGGAUUUCCAGCCGCUCCAAAUUUUACAUCCUUCUACAGAACGGUUAUAAUAACCCUUUCGAGGGAUACUCUCGGGUACCAUCAGGAUAUAGUAUUGAACCAAAGACUUGGUCAUAUCAUUCAUCUCUUCCUCCUAACAUAACAUCUAAACCACUAGCAACUCUUGUGUCUGCGUAUGACAAGCUUUACUAUAUUGCAUCUCCAGUGUGUUUACCACCAAUUAAGGAGCCCUCCUUCGAGAGAUAUGAUCCUACUCAAAACCGUUGGGAGCGAAUGCCUUCUUUUCCAUUUUAUCAUGAUGAUGGGACCCGUAUGGAAAUAAUUGGUUAUGCCGUUUGUUAUGGUGUUAUUUUGUUUUCAUUGUGGGACUCCGACCUGAAUCCCAAUGUCGUUGCUUUUCAUGAGAGAAUAAACCAAUGGAGUCAAGUGACUUUUGCAUCUCAUGCUCCUUUUCGAGGAAGGGCCGUGGUUGUAGGUGACACUAUCUAUGCCGUACAUGCACUUAUGGUGGAGCAGAUUAUAGCAUUCUCUUUUAAGAUGGACAAAGGUGAACAUGGUCACAUUACAUAUUCCCUAAGCCCAUUGUUUAUAUUGUGUGGCUUGGAAAUCGUGUGUCCGCCAGUGCCAUUGUGUGAACUUAAGACAGGGUAUUUAGUUCAUUUGGGUAACCAUGACUUUUUUCAUGUCAUGACUGGCAGUCCCAAUAGCGAAGCACGUCCCGAGGUUCAAUAUCUUUGUAUCACCAUAUUUCAAAUUGUUGUUAGAGAAGGAGGAAGACCCAUGAUCAAGACCAUACAGUCAACUGUUCAUCCUGUGAAUAUCAAGGGUCGUGAUUGGUUCUUCCUUGAGUUCUGCUUCACGCCUGAGUGCGGGGAUCAUGAACCCAUAGAAGGGGACAUUAUGACUAGUAUGAAUCAGCCAAAACAAGAAGAAACCACUAUGAAUGAACAUGAAACAACUCAGGAUGAGAAUGUUUUGACCUGGGAGGUGGCUCGUAGUGAAUUCCUUGCUCGCCGGUGUCAAAGAAAGAGGCCAAGAAAGAAGCCAAGCUGGAGUAACCGCCAUGUAGUAUGA
Messenger RNA from Prunus armeniaca (apricot), 1878 nucleotides. The record is from the annotation of a GenBank genome assembly. Lineage: Eukaryota; Viridiplantae; Streptophyta; Magnoliopsida; Rosales; Rosaceae.